Messenger RNA from Botrytis cinerea B05.10, 1092 nucleotides. RefSeq lists its product as hypothetical. Gene Ontology annotation, biological process: fungal-type cell wall organization; cell wall biogenesis; (1->6)-beta-D-glucan biosynthetic process. Lineage: Eukaryota; Fungi; Ascomycota; Leotiomycetes; Helotiales; Sclerotiniaceae. Gene Ontology annotation, cellular component: extracellular region. The coding region runs from base 162 to 950 and encodes 262 amino acids. The record is from RefSeq and is a predicted model, not a curated record. The transcript has 3 exons.
GGAAUCGUGAAUACAUUUGAAAGUGUAAUAAAUAUCUAUCAAUCGAUUUGAACCACGUACGACUCGAUACAAAUCAAGUAACUCGCUCUGCCAGACGCAAAUCGUACGAAGAUUACAAAUAAACACCGAUAUCCAAUCUGCGAGCGCGAACAAUAUCCAUCAUGCGCCUCUCCCAGGCUUUCGUCCUUGUGGCAUUCGCUCCUUUCGCAAUUGCAUAUCCAACAUUCUCAGCACCCGCAGCUGCAGCGGUAGAGACAGCUGCAACCGCGUUCACUGUUUCGUGGGCAGAUAAUGGAGAUGCUCCAGCGACAGCUGAUAUUACUACCUAUCAACUAGAUGUCUGCGCAGGAUCUAGUGGUACAAAUCUCGAAGUGGUAUACCCCGUAACUGCUUCCGCUACCUUGGGGUCGACUCUUACGACCAGUGUCACUGUGCCAGCGGCCAGGGGAUCAUCGGUGACCAAUGCCUACUUUAUGAGAAUGAUAGCAACCACAGCGACGGGGACUGUUACAGUGUACUCAAAUAGAUUUUCAAUUAGUGGCAUGACAGGUACUUUUGCAGCCACGUAUACGAUUACUGGCACCGCUGGACCAGCAACUGUCAAUAAUGUGGCAGACACGGCGGUCACAUCAUCAUCAUCAUCAUCAUCAUCAUCAUCAGGUACUACGGACGAUGGCGUUUAUGGAACCCCAUUUCAAUCACAAACUGGCCUUACAAGAUAUGCCCCAAUGGGUUUGAUGCCUGGCACCACAAUAACGGCCACGAACACAGAACCUCAAUACCCAACAUCGUCUGUUGCUCUAGCCACCACGUAUUUAAGCUCGGCAACCAUUGACACAACUUUGACUCAAGCUCAAACAGCUUCCUUUACAAGUCAUGCUAACACGGUUGCUGCGGCAUCGAUGCCUACAGAUGAUAUGGCAAAAUUCUUGGCUAGAUGGAAAGAUUGAAUCGUUAGAAAGACGAUGAAUGAUGUAUAAAUAGAGCAUCAAAUGAACAUGUGAAAAGGAGUUUGGCGUACAUUCGAAUUGGCAUUCGAGGUUUUAGUUUAAAUGAAUACCGUGUAUACCCAACGAAUCAAGAAUUUACCCA